Molecule: messenger RNA, 855 nt
Organism: Olea europaea var. sylvestris
Lineage: Eukaryota; Viridiplantae; Streptophyta; Magnoliopsida; Lamiales; Oleaceae
Product: G-type lectin S-receptor-like serine/threonine-protein kinase At1g11410
Exons: 5
Coding region: 1-855 (284 amino acids)
Biological process (GO): recognition of pollen
Source: RefSeq, a predicted model, not a curated record
AUGCAUCAUAAGAAGGAAAUCUUGGAUUUUCUAGUUUUCAUUUUCCGAAUAUGCAGUACGACAGACACUACAAGCCCAAAUCAGUCUCUAAAAGAUGGAGAUAUAUUGGUCCCUAGUGGAGAAACCUUUGCUUUUGGUUUAUUCAGCCCUGGAAAAUCCAGAAAUCGAUAUGUCAGAUUUGGUACAAUAAAGUUGCAGAACCAGCAGUUAUGGGUUACAAAUAGACACCAUCCCAUCAAUGGAACCUUUGAAGAUCUUGUAAUCGAUACUGCUGGGAAUCUUCUUAUGGAGACAGGAAAUUUUGUGUUGUUUCAAGAUCAAAGCAAAAGUGUCAUUGCGUGGCAAAGCUUUGAUUAUCCUACCAAUACUAUAUUACCUAACAUGAAAGCAGGGUGGCACAGAAGGACUGGAUUGAACACGGUUGUCACAUCCUGGAAAUCUCGUGAUGAUCUGGGGACGGGUGAAUAUGAGUACAAACUGAAGCUUAAUGGAACUCCUAAUUACAUUGAAAACGAUGAUGAAGUAACCAUAACAUAUGUCGUAAAAGAUCCAUCGAUUUUCUCAAUAUUGGUACUAAAUGAAAUGGGGACUCUGGAACGGCUUACUUGGCAAGGACCUGAGCGUGGAUGGGCAAGAUUUUGGAUACGAGCCCCAGCUAGAACGUUAAUGGUACCUAAGGGAAGAGUCACAUGGAUUGGAGGAGGAAAUGUUUGCAUCAGUUGGCACGAAAACUUGGUAGAUAUCAGGCAGUUUUCAAACAAUAGCCAGGAUUUGUACAUAAGAGUCCCUGUGGGCGAGUUAGGUAUUCAGAUAUUCAUUGGUGAGGCUUUUGGGAUGUUGCAUUCAACAACAUGA